CUAACAACAGCAGCAACAGCAACAACAACAACAACAACAACAAGUAGAAGAAUAAACAAUAGCAAAAAGCAAGCGCCGCAAGGUUUUGCCUAUAAAUGUACCAGGACAGCAGCUGCAGCAGCGGUAGUCGACGUGGCAGUGCAGCAGCAACAGCAGCAGCAGCGGCAACAGCAACAGCAACAACAACAACAACAACAACAAAAACAGCAACAGCAGCAGCAGCAGUGGUCGCGGGAAGCGAGACAGCAAAGACGGACGGUUUUAAGGCGCUAACAAUAAUAACAACAACAACAAGCAUAACAACGACAGCUGCUGAUGCGCAAAUUGGCGAGACAACAGCAACAACACGAACAACCACAGUGAUAACGACAGCAGCAGCAGCAGCAGCAAGAGCGAUAGCAACAGCCAAAGCAACAUCGGCACUUGACAGCAACAAUAGCAGUGACGACGACAACAACGACAUCUUCGCUGAUGUCGACGCCCAUAUAACCGAUAUUGAUGUAGUUCUGGAUCGGGAGCUAGAGCUAGAGCUAGACCCAGAUAUUGAGUGCCGGACGGCGCAGGGCUCCCGUUUGCCCUCCUCCCACAGCAGCAAUAGCUGCUGCGGACAUGUUGCACAACAGGAGCAGCAACAGCAGCAGCAGCAGCAUCUACAACAACAACAACAACAACAAUUGCAACAGCAAGUGAACGCCGAUGUGCGAUUGUUGCGCGAAAUCGGAUAUAUUGCAUCGCGUGUUCGCUGCUUGGGUAAAUAUUACGGCAAUUUCCACUUGAGCAAUCCAUACAGUGCGCAGCGGCAGCGACGCCAGCUGCAGGAGAUUGUACUCAAGCACUCCAUAUUCGAUCCAGGACGCGAACGGGAACGAGCACAGCUGCUGGCCGCGGCAGCGGCAGCGGUUGUUGGUGUAGCACCAGUAGCACCAGCAGCAACAGCAGCAGCAGCAGCAGCAUCAGCAGCAUCAGCAUCAGCAUCAGCAACAGCAACAACAACAACAGUCGCAAUUCUUAGUCGGAGCAGCAGCUUUGAGCCCGAACAGAAGCAGGAAGAAGUGCAUAUAGAGGAGAUAGUUGAGGCAGCAGCAACAUCAACAACAACAGCAGCAACAACAACCGUGCGACGCAAGUCGUCGAGCAGCAGUGUCAGCUGCGCUUCCACGUGUGCCUCCUUGACUGGUUCGUGCAACAGUGCGUCUUUGUUAACGGCAGCCACGCCCAUUGCGCUGCUGGAGGAGUUGCUCAUACAGUUUUACGAGGAACAGGAACAGGAUCAGGAUCAUCGCAGCAGGCUGACUGUCAUACGGUGUCGACUGCCCUGCAACGAUCACAAUUUAAAUAAUCUAAACAACAAUAAUCGCAACAGCAACAGCAACAACAAUAGCAACAACAACAAUAACAACAACAACAGCAUUAGCAUUAACAACAACAACAGCAUCAGCAGCAAUCCAGCAGCUGCAGCAGCAGCAGCGGCAGCAGCUGAUAUUCAGCAGCAGCAGCAGCAGCAGCUGACUCGCUCAUAUUUGCAUGCCACUCACGCCGAUGCGGAUAAUCCGCGUCGCCGUCGUGCCAGCGAUUGUACCAGCAACCAGCUGCACUGCAUCACGCUGAAGAACAACAAUUGCGCUGCACUUGCGGCGACAGCUGGGGGUAAGUUGCAUCGCGGCAGCUGUGGUGCUGCUGGCGAGCAUUUGUUGGCAGCCAACUCGAUUGCCAAUCGAUCGACCAUCAUACUGAGCAAGUCCUGCAGCAAUGUGGAUGGCGAUGCGGCAGGUCUGCUUGCAGCCAAUUUGAGCAACAACAAGUUGCGGGCCAGUGCCACAGAUAUUGAGAGCAACUCGGUAAAUGGUGGCGGCGCCAAGGAUGCGGCAGCAACAGCAGCAGCAUUAACAACGACUGCAAUUGCAGAUGCAGCGGCAUCGAAUAAUGGCAACAAUGAGUACAGCAUUCUCCAGCUAAACAACACCAUCAUCCAGUGUCAUUUCAAUGACGAUGACUUUCGCGCCCUUGUCAAGGAUCUCAAGCGCAAGGUUGAGUACACGGAGCGCAUGAAUUGGCUAUGUUUGUCCAAUCGGCCAUUGGGCCCGCCACAUCGCAAGAGCAGUCUACCAAAGCAUCAGGAGGUGAAGCGUCACUUCCUCGAAAUUUGUGAUACCAACUUCUCGGAUGAGGUCAAGGCGGCCCUGCGUCUGCCCGCCUUCGAUUCAUAUGAGUGGGGCGACGCGGAUGUCAUACACCUAAUGCAGACCAUGUUCCUUGAGCUCGGCUUCAUUGAGAAGUUCAGCAUACCCAUCGAUACGCUGCGCGAGUGGCUCUACGAGGUCUACAAGCACUACAACGAGGUGCCAUUUCACAAUUUUCGACAUUGCUUCUGUGUCGCUCAAAUGAUGUAUGCUAUAACACGUGAAGCGAAUUUAUUGAGUCGCCUGGGCGAUCUAGAAUGUUUGAUAUUGCUGGUGUCCUGCAUUUGCCACGACCUCGAUCAUCCUGGCUAUAACAACAUAUAUCAGAUCAAUGCACGCACCGAACUGGCGCUCAGAUAUAAUGACAUCUCGCCGCUGGAGAAUCAUCAUUGCUCGAUUGCAUUCCGCUUGCUGGAGCAUCCCGAGUGCAAUAUAUUCAAGAACUUUAACCGGGAAACAUUCAAUAACAUUCGGGAGGGCAUCAUCCGAUGCAUCCUGGCCACCGAUAUGGCUCGCCACAACGAGAUCCUUACGCAGUUCAUUGAGAUAACGCCCACCUUCGACUACAACAAUCGUGCGCACAUCAAUCUGCUGUGCAUGAUCCUGAUCAAGGUGGCGGACAUUUCGAACGAGGCCAGGCCAAUGGAUGUUGCCGAGCCGUGGCUGGAUCGGCUGCUGCAGGAGUUCUUUGCCCAGAGUGCCGCCGAGAAGUCUGAGGGAUUGCCGGUGACGCCAUUUAUGGAUCCCGAUAAAGUUAGCAAGCCGGGCUCCCAGGUGCGAUUCAUUGGACUCGUCCUCUUGCCCCUCUUCGAGGCACUCGGCGAACUGGUACCGGAACUCACCGAAUUGAUCAUUAUACCCGUGCGCAUUGCACUCGAGUAUUACAGGCGCCUCAACGAUGCGCAGACAAAGACACGCAAAUCUGUGGCAGAUAGCAAUACGUCUGCCACAUCGGACAGCAACAGCGGCAACAUGGACUCGAAUGCUGCCCUGAUCACAACGAGCAACAGCAAUGCCGACAAACUGGACAAACAGCAGCCGGCAUCCGGCGGACAGGGCCAACUAAGCGGCACAGGCGUUGGUGCUGGUGCAGCCGGCGGAGGAGGCGCAGGCGGAGCAGGAUCUGCUGGCGGUGGAGGCGGAGGUAGCUCACCACAAAUGGGGCGCUCCAGCUCCGGAAUGAGCGGAAAGUCGCGUCGCAGCAUCCCCUCCCAGAAGUCCGCAUCGCGCACCUCCGUCGAUGAGCCCGGUGGAAUGGCCGCCGAGCUGCACGAUCUGCCCGAGGGCAGUGAAAGCGGUGACUCCGAAACUGCCACAGAGGUUGAUGUGGCUGAGAUGACAUCCAAGUUCAAAGUGGACACCGAGGGCUGCAGCAAUCGGAGUAAAUCAUCGCACUCGACCUCAAGGAAAUCGUCGAGGGAGAAGCGCCCCUCAAUGAUUGGCGAACUGUGCAGCAGCGGGGGCGGACAGCGGAUGCGCAGCUCGUAUGGCAACAUUGGUCAGACUGGCUACCAUCCGAAUCGUUGCCACUUUGGGAGCAAUCGGGCCGUCAGCCUGGACCAGUACAGCACCAACAAUCGGCGACUGUCCGACGGACUGCCCCAGGUCAUCUCCGACAGCAAUGUCUUCUAUGGGCGACCGACGCAGGCGCAUGCCGCUGGCGAUUUGAAUAUGAAUGUGAAUCAGGCGGCGCCCGUUGUGCAACAGCCGCACUUGCAGCACCAGCAUCAACAGCAGCAGCAACAACAGCAGCAACAGCAGCAGCAGCAGCCGGGUGGCAGCAGCACCAGCACCAGCAACUCUUGGAAGUCACGUUGGCGUCAAUUCUCUGAUUAUUUAAGCUUUAGCUUUGACAAGAGCAACAAACGUUUUGGCAGCACACGCAGCAGUCCAUCGUGUGGCACACGUGGUGGCAACAACAAUGCCGCCAACAACAUGGCCGAGAAUGCUGAUGAUGCGGAUAUUGCUGGCUCAGCAGCAGCAAUGUGUUGCAGCAACAUUUCGAAUAGUCUACCCUCACCGGGCGUUAUCCAAAUGCAGGUGGGCAUAACUAGCACCGGUGGUGGCAUUGGCGGUGGCGUAGGCGGUGCCGGAGGCGAGGGCAUGGCUCGAUUGCGUGCUUAUAGCCUGGAUGUGCCCAGCAAUCGGCAUACAUCAUACCCAUACUCGUCGGGCGACAGUAGCAGCCGUUGCGGCAACAUGAGCAACAACAGCAACAAUACGCUGCACAGCAGCAGCGGCGGCAUCGUUGCCACACGCAUUGGCAGUACUGAAGAUGGUUCCAGCAACCCAACAGCAACUGUUGCUGGUGCUGGUGCUGGUGCUUCUGCUAUAACAGCUGAAGGCGUUACGGCUGCUGCUGCGGCUCCAGCAUUGCUGGUGCCGAGUUUUAGCGGUGAGCUGGGCGUGGGCAGUGUCUCCUUGUCGGAGACGGCGCCAAAGAUUUGA
Messenger RNA from Drosophila grimshawi, 4628 nucleotides. Its product is annotated as high affinity cGMP-specific 3',5'-cyclic phosphodiesterase 9A. Gene Ontology annotation, biological process: cGMP catabolic process. The transcript is spliced from 11 exons. NCBI's taxonomy places the organism in Eukaryota, Metazoa, Arthropoda, Insecta, Diptera, Drosophilidae. The coding region runs from base 96 to 4628 and encodes 1510 amino acids. The record is from RefSeq and is a predicted model, not a curated record. Gene Ontology annotation, molecular function: 3',5'-cyclic-GMP phosphodiesterase activity.